Molecule: messenger RNA, 951 nt
Organism: Penicilliopsis zonata CBS 506.65
Lineage: Eukaryota; Fungi; Ascomycota; Eurotiomycetes; Eurotiales; Aspergillaceae
Exons: 3
Coding region: 1-951 (316 amino acids)
Biological process (GO): rRNA processing
Cellular component (GO): preribosome, large subunit precursor; nucleus; preribosome, small subunit precursor
Source: RefSeq, a predicted model, not a curated record
AUGGCAGAUAUCCAGAAGACUCCCUUUGUAAGGGAGCUUGCGUCAAGUGACCGCAAAACCCGCGACAAGGCCGUCGAGUCGUUGACGCUGUUCCUCCGCUCUCGCACCGAUCUGUCUCUGCUUGAGCUCUUGAAGCUGUGGAAGGGACUGUUUUUCUGCUUCUAUCACUCCGACCGCCCGCUCACUCAGCAAUCUCUCGCCCGCUCACUGUCGUACUCGCUGGUCCCGACACUUCCUCGCGCGACGCUUCACCGGUUCCUGCGCGCCUUCUGGAUCACCAUCGGGCGCGAUUACCAUGCUCUCGACCGGCUCCGGCUGGAUAAGUAUCUGCUCCUGAUCCGAUGUUAUGUCGGGGUAGCCUUUGAGGUGUUUCUGAAGGACGGGGGGAGUGUAGAGACGGGGAAGAAGAGGAAGAGGAACGGAAAGAUGGGGAAUGAGAAGAAGAAGCGGACAAAGACACAAAAAGAGGGGCGUGGAUCAUCUGAGGGCCAGGAGGAAAAAGAGGAAAAAGAGGAGGAAGAGAAAUGGUCGGAUCUCUCUUCUUACCUCUCCAUUCUAGAGGAAGGACCGCUCUGCCCCGUCAAUUUUGACCCGGAGGCCCCCAAGGUUUCUUCCGAAGAGGAGGGAUUGUCGAUUGCCAUGCCCCACGGCCCAGACGGCCUCCGGUACCAUAUCCUGGACAUCUGGUUGGACGAGCUGGAGAAGGUGCUCGAGUUCGAGGAAGACCCGGAGACGGGCCGGAAGGCUAUCAAAGGCGGUAUACCCAUGGAGCUCCUUCUGCGGCCUGUCGAGAAGCUCGUGCGGGAGAGCCCGUAUAAGCCUGUGCGGACGAGGGCGGCGGAGACGCUAGAGGACGAGCGAUUGGUCGAGUGGGGGGUGAGAGAGAAGAAGGAGUCCCAGAGCGAGGAGGAGGAGGAGGAGAGUGAAGAAGAAUGGGGUGGAUUCGACUAG